Fulvia fulva is the source of this 504-nucleotide messenger RNA. RefSeq lists its product as uncharacterized. NCBI's taxonomy places the organism in Eukaryota, Fungi, Ascomycota, Dothideomycetes, Mycosphaerellales, Mycosphaerellaceae. Gene Ontology annotation, molecular function: protein binding. The transcript has 4 exons. The record is from RefSeq and is a predicted model, not a curated record. The coding region runs from base 1 to 504 and encodes 167 amino acids.
AUGAUGGAACAGCUGAAGGUCGCGUUCUCAGCCUACCGCAACGAGGAUCGCUUCGCUGACUUCACCGUCGUCUACGGCGACAAGAAGUGCAGACUCCACCGCUGCUUCAUCGCCGCGCACUCGAAGUGGUUUGAGCGCUGCUUGUCCGGAUCUUUCAGCAAAGACACCGAGUGCGUGAUCGAGCUCAAGGAUGGCCAGCCAGAGGCCGUCGACCGCAUGAUCCAGUACUUCUACGACUUCGACUACGAUGGCGAUCUUGGAAACGACAGUAUCGCAGAGCGGAAACCAUACCAGAAGAAAGCGGUUGACAACGUGCAGCUGCACGCGCACGUCUACGAGAUCGCCCACAAGUACGAGAUCCCGGAGCUCAAGACCCUCGCUCUGACCAAGUUCAAGCAAGCCUCUGCACCUGUGCUCACCAACGGGAAUCAGAUGCUCGGCGCAGCCUACACAGUCUACAAGUGUAUCGAGCUUCCUGAUCACGACCGCACACUUCCAGGUUAA